AUGUCGACCGUCUUCGCCUCCCUGGUACGCCCGCCCAAGCUGCGACGCGCUUCCGCAGCUACGCAGCCCGCGGCCCAGCCUCCGCCCUCGAUCGACAGUCAUGGUCUCGACGAGCCCGACCUGCGCGACCUCAAUGCCGCCCUGCAAGCGCUUACGGAUAUCUUCCCCGACCUGCAACCCGAGGUUUUCCGAGAGAUGCUGUCUACUUUUAGCGAAGAGAGCAGGCUGCAAGUCGUCACCGAGACGCUCUUGAAGCAUGGCGACAAGUACGUGCGGGGCCGGUACAGGAAGCCUGCUGAGCAGGAAGAGCAGCGGGAGACGGCGCAGAAGUACAAAUACCGCAAAGAAGACGCACCGAGGGAUACUCGAGGCAUACCCCUUGCGCUGGAAGAGAAGUUCCGGUCACGACGGUAUAAGGAGGCUGCCAAAGAAGCGCUGUAUCAGGAAUUCAAAGGCCUGAGCCACUCGACCAUCAAGGCUGUGCUGGCUGAAUACAACUACAGCUAUACGCAUGCACGACCGACGCUAUUGGAUCUGUCAACUAGAAGCUGGAGGUCCAGCAUCACCAACUUCCUGAUGCGCCGGAAGGCGCCGACGGCCAGUGAUCACCCCCUGGUCAUAUGGACUCCCGCCGACGAACGCCUGAACCGUCCGUCUAUGCCACUUCUCGUAAAGACUCGAAGCGACGAGCUGAACCAGGAGCUGUACAACGCACUCAUUGUACCGGAACAUGAGAAACACCGGAACGCGCAAUUGCGACAGGACUAUGACUUGGCCAUGCAAUGGAACGAAGAGGAGGCCGAGCGUGAAGGCGAAAUGUACGACUGCGAAUGCUGCUUCAUACCCAACACGCUUCAGCAGAUGUCGACCUGCGAUAUCGAUGGCCACUACAUCUGCUUCCGUUGCAUACGGCAUGCUAUCAACGCUGCCCUCUACGACCAGGGCUGGGCGCGUAACAUCAACACGGACCUGUGUACCCUGAAAUGCAUAGCGCCUAUGACCGGUGGCUCCGAAGAGUGUCGUGGCUGCAUACCCUUCUCGUUUGUGAAGCGCGCUCUUCUGGAAGAGCAAGAUGGAAAGGACAACCUGAACAAACUCAACGAGCGCUUCGCUAGCGAUGCACUGACCAGAUCUCAGCUACCACUCGUACAGUGUCCCUUCUGCUCGUAUGCGGAGUUGGAUGACCUCGCGCUUCCAGAUACCAACCUCUUCGCCAGCCUACGUUUCAAAUCCCGCCCACUCAUACUGGCUUCGCUGGCAUCGGUGCCUUUCAUGUGCUACAUCUGCCGACAGGGUCUUGCGAAUGAGGGCUAUCAACACUUCUGUGGACACUUCCGCGAACGGCCCGGACAGCCAUGCGGCGAGUGCAACAAAUGUGAUCUAUACCGCGUAGAGGACGAAGAGAGGGUGGUCAAGAGGGCCAAAGAUAGGGCCGAAGCAGAGUGGUGGGAGGCGCAGGGCGAUGGUGCGAAAGAAGGACUGCAGAAAGAGGUUGGGAAGAACGAGGGCUCUGCGGCGAAAGGGGUUGCGGGGCUGAAGAGGGGAAAUUGGGAAGCCUGGAUCGAAGGCGUACUGGAUAGUGUGCUUGUUUAA
Alternaria infectoria is the source of this 1593-nucleotide messenger RNA. RefSeq lists its product as uncharacterized. Lineage: Eukaryota; Fungi; Ascomycota; Dothideomycetes; Pleosporales; Pleosporaceae. The transcript has 2 exons. The record is from RefSeq and is a predicted model, not a curated record. The coding region runs from base 1 to 1593 and encodes 530 amino acids.